This is a messenger RNA of Macrobrachium nipponense, 933 nucleotides long. RefSeq names its product secretin receptor-like. Gene Ontology annotation, cellular component: plasma membrane. The record is from RefSeq and is a predicted model, not a curated record. Gene Ontology annotation, biological process: adenylate cyclase-modulating G protein-coupled receptor signaling pathway; cell surface receptor signaling pathway. Lineage: Eukaryota; Metazoa; Arthropoda; Malacostraca; Decapoda; Palaemonidae. Gene Ontology annotation, molecular function: G protein-coupled peptide receptor activity; peptide hormone binding.
AUGUCCAUCGUAUGGCUACAAAGAGUGUCCCCUAAGACUACGCUGAUCAGCUCGUUCGUCAUCCUGGCAUCGCUCAGAAAGCUGCGAUGCCCCAGGAACCUUCUGCACCUGCACCUCUUCGCCUCUUUCAUGCUGAGGGCUGGGGUAGUCCUCCUGAGGUCUUCGCUGUUCACUGCCGAGGAUUCCUUGCCUCCAAACUUCCUGCAGAGGGGACUUCACCAUUACAGUUACAACUCCUCAGAGGUAGCCUGGUCGUGUAAACUACUGAUCAGCGUGUGGCAAUACUUCAUCCUAGCCAAUUAUUCAUGGCUGCUGAUGGAGGGUCUGUACCUCCACAGCCUCAUAUUUUUUAUGGCCCUCUUCACAGAUUCAUCCGCCAUCACUUUGUACAUCCUACUGGGGAUGGACUCCUUUCCUUUCAGUUUAGUUUUUAUUGACACUAAUACUAUUUUCUUUCAAGGUCUUUCCACUCUCCUUCCACAACUAGUCAAGAUUGUCCCAUGUCUGCCGCUAGGUUGCGUCAGCCUGUGGGUGACGCUCCGCGUGACUCUGGACGACAGCCACUGCUGGACUGUCAACUACGUCCAGUGGAUCUUCUGGAUGUGCAUCAGGGCCCCCGUGGCCGUCUCAAACCUGAUCAACUUCUUCUUCUUCCUGAACAUCAUCAGAGUUUUGGUGCUGAAGCUCAGGUCGUCCGUGUCGGCUGAAUCUAUGAAGUAUAGGAAAUUGGGGAAAUCAACCUUGGUCCUCGUCCCACUAUUCGGAGUCCAUUACUUCGCCCUCUGGGGCCUGUCCACCUCCACAAACGUCAAGGUCGAACUCGCCUGGCUCCUGCUUGACCAAGUCUUUGCCUCGGCAGAGACUGGAGGUGGAAAGUAUAAAGCGAUCAGGAAUAAUUCCAUGGAAGGGCAGAGACUGGAGGUGGAAGUAUAA